Linum tenue is the source of this 1312-nucleotide messenger RNA. NCBI's taxonomy places the organism in Eukaryota, Viridiplantae, Streptophyta, Magnoliopsida, Malpighiales, Linaceae. The record is from the annotation of a GenBank genome assembly.
AUGUCACGCGGUGGCCGGAACACGGGAUUUCUCCCACGGGAUCCCACUCCCACAUAUCCAUUCGAUCAAUAUAAUACUCUCGCUUCUUCGAUUCUACAAGGCGCCGGCCUGAACCCUAAUCUCUCUUCCGCCGGCGGAAUCCGCAAACCAUCUACGGCGGCCGCUCAAAACAUAGAGAAGCGACUGAGGGCCCACAUCAUCGGACAGGAGGAAGCGGUGAAGGCGGUCGCCCGGGCCGUCCGCCGCGCCUCGGCCGGGGUCUCCGACCCGAGCCGACCCGUCGCGAGCUUCCUCUUCACGGGCCCGACCGGGUGCGGGAAAACAGAGCUCGCGAACGCCCUGGCGAUCGAGUUCUUCGGGUCGAAGCAGUCGCUGAUCCGGCUCGACAUGAGCGAGUACAUGGAGCGGCACAACGUGGCGAAGCUCUUCGGAUCCCCGACGGGCUACAUCGGUUCCCAGCAGGGCGGCCAACUGACGGAGGCGAUCAAGAAGGAACCCAACUCCGUCGUCCUCUUCGACGAGAUCGAGAAGGCCCACUCCGACGUCUGGAACGCGCUCCUCCAGAUCCUCGACUACGGCACCAUGACGGACGGCCGCGGGCAGAAGUUCGAUUUCGGCGGCGCCAUCGUCGUCCUGACUUCGAACGUCGGACAGGGGGCCGUGAUUCAGGGGAUCCCCAACGACGACGAAGCCGCGGCCAGGGCUCAGGUUAACAAUGCAGCACUGCAGGUUAUGAAGGAGCUGAAGGGGACAUUCAAACCGGAGCUUCUCAACAGAUUGGAUGAGAUUGUGAUUUUCAGGCCGCUGGCGCCGGAGGAUCUGAACAAGAUCAUCGAGAUCAUGUUGAAGAAAUUGGCCGACAGGAUGAAAUCGGGGAAGGGGAUUCGAUUGCAGGUGGCUGAGGGAUUGAAGGCGAAAAUCGCCAAAGAAGGGUACGAUCCCAGCUACGGGGCGAGGCCAUUGAAGAGGGCGAUUAUCCGGCUGGUGGAAGAUCCACUGGCCGAGGCGAUUUUGGAUGGAAGGGUGAAAAACGGCGGCGCAAUUACUCUGUUUCCGGACGGCGACGAGGGCAGUCACAAGCGGCCGCUGUGUUUGGAUGAUGACGAAGAAGAAGAAGCAAGGAAACGCCGGCGGGAAAAGAAAGCGAAAGGGAUUGUGGAUCCUUCCAAGAAAACAGAAAUUAUAGAACUUGAUUAAGGCGGAAGAAUACUCGUUCAUGUUGUUGAAUUUGCUAGUAAGAGUUCAUUCAUGUUUUAGUCUCAAUAUUUAAGUUUUUGUAUAUAUUAAGAAUGCGUUCAAAUCUAGAAUCGCG